Messenger RNA from Caenorhabditis bovis, 1701 nucleotides. NCBI's taxonomy places the organism in Eukaryota, Metazoa, Nematoda, Chromadorea, Rhabditida, Rhabditidae. The record is from the annotation of a GenBank genome assembly.
AUGCGUGGAUCAGUGAAAAGACUUCUAUCGUUGCUCCAUCUAUGCUUCAUAACCUUGACGACUUCUCAACCGCCAACUCCGGAGAGUUUUGUAAUGCCGUUGAGUAAUGGACGUGGUGUUUUGACGAAUCAGUCAUCCAAAGGUUUUGAUAUGCUUGGUGAUGAUUUUCCAUGUGGCAUAAUAAAAGGAUUGAAAUCGCCGAAUCCAGGAUAUCCACAUGAAACCACAGAUGUCUAUACUCCUUGUGUCGUUUAUCCAAACCAAGUGUUGUAUUCGGAGAAGAAGAGCAAAAUCGAAUCAGCCUGUCGGGUGUUGAAGUGUUUGAAAUUGAAAGACUCGAAACCAGGAAAAUACAAAAUGGAUCAAAUUGCGGAUGUAUUGAAUUUUAAAGAAACGAAUGCGAAGAAAACGCCAGUUAGAUCAAAAGUUGGAGAGCCAAGGUAUGAUACGGAAAUGCACUACAUUUGCGAUGAAUACACGUUUGACGAUGUCGAAACACAGCUUGCUAUAUUCAACGAUGGAAUCUGCCAAGUCAAUAUGAAUCCACACUUUUUUGUUCGCCCACGCUACCGCAAUUUCCGAUCGGAUUCGCUUUUUCGAUUGUACAAUCAUUUUUACGGGCGGUCGAAAGACAAGUAUAAAGGACUUCGGGCAAUGUACGGGAUUGACAAAAACGACUUUUCAAUGGAUGGCCGCGAAUUUAUGCAAUGCGAUGCUAGUUGUAGCAUUGGGAAUGUGUUCAAAUAUACAAUGCUCCAAGACAUGGCAUGGAGAUUGAAUUUUUUUGUUCAUCCAAAUUCCACAGCUAUCAAACUUUGCUUCAAUGCAACUGGACACGGUGACCAUUCCAGAAUUUCUGAAUGCCAUCCUGAAAUGAUACUAAUGAUUUUGCCGCAAAACAAUAUGAUUAUUUGGCCGUAUAAUCGAAUUCCGUCAAAAAUUCGGUUCGGCACUGAAAGCAAUCAAGACGGCAAACCGACAAUGCUACAAUUCCAAGUGUUCGUGAUUGUCGAUGGGGGCUCAAAUCAGAUCGGCGUGCUGAAUCGUUUCAACGAAGUGGUGGUCAGUCAAUCAAACGGUUACAGUAAGAAACACCUUCAACGAAUUGACAUUUUCUUGUCGAAUGAAACGACGCUUGUCGACAAUUUUGGCAUCGUCGGCAAAAAUGUCGAAGUCGGUUUUUGUCUCGUCAAAAAAGGCACAAAAGUUGUACACGUGAAGCCAGGCGCCGGAAGCGGCGAAAAAGUGACGGAUUUCGACGGCGAGAGAAUCCAAGAAAUCAGGCCAGCAUUCGCGAAAAAGUUUCUGCCGGUGCCGAGCUCAACGACGCCCACUCCUGAAGUUGUCUACGUCACCGACUCAUACAGCGAACACGUCAAAUCCUACACGAGCCAAUUUGCCAACGGCAAAUGGCUGCUUUUCGCAAUUCUCAUGGGGUUCAUUGCUGGAACACUGGCUAUUGUUAUUUUGGGCGGAAUAGUCUCGUACACACUUCGCCGAACCAUCUACAGCGUCUGGUAUCGGGCGAUGUUCAAACGCUAUGGGUGUGAUGCGUCUGGUUCGACUGGCGGGCUCACUGGAAUUGGGUUUGGUCCCAUCAUUACACAGGAAACUAUCGCCAAUGCAUCGACGACGUCUACUAUUGUGCCGACUAGAGGAACAACCCGCAGUAGAGGAGAUGGCAUUCAGAUAACCGUCUGA